UGGGGCCUGGGCGCGCAGCUCCCGCGGGCCCGGCUCGCUCUGCGGGAAUGUGGGCUGGAGUGGUCCCGCUGCGGGGCCGAGGUGCAGCAAGCCACAGGGUCGAUCCGUAGCGCCAUGGCCUGCAUCCUCAAGAGGAAGUCUGUGCUUGCGGUGAGCUUCAUAGUCCUGUGCCUCUUGCUGCUAGCCAUGCGCCUUGUCAAUGACGUGAAUUUCCCUUCGCUACUGAACUGCUUUGGACGACCUGAAACCAAAUGGACCCCAUUGUCCUACACAUUCAGGCAGCCGCUUCGAACUCACUAUGGAUACAUAAAUGUGAGGACCCAAGAGCCUCUGCAGCUGGACUGUGGCCAUUGUGCCAUUGUGUCAAACUCGGGUCAGAUGGUUGGACAGAAGGCGGGAGAGGAGAUAGACCAGUCCUCCUGCAUUUGGAGAAUGAACAACGCCCCCACCAAGGGUUUUGAGGAAGAUGUGGGCCACGUGACGAUGGUUCGAGUUGUGUCACAUACCAGUGUUCCUCUUUUGCUAAAAAACCCUGACUAUUUUUUCAAGGAGGCAAGUGCUACCAUUUAUGUUAUUUGGGGCCCUUUCCGAAACAUGAGGAAGGAUGGAAAUGGCAUUGUGUACAACAUGUUAAAAAAGACCGUUGAUAACUAUCCAAAUGCACAGAUUUAUGUGACCACAGAGCAGCGGAUGAGUUACUGCGAUGGAGUUUUUAAGGAGGAAACUGGGAAAGACAGGGUGCAGUCUGGCUCCUAUCUCAGCACCGGGUGGUUUACCUUCAUCCUGGCCAUGGAUGCCUGUUACAGUAUCCACGUCUACGGGAUGAUAAACGACACCUACUGCAAGACAGAAGGGUAUAGAAAAGUCCCCUAUCAUUACUAUGAGCAAGGGAAGGAUGAGUGCAACGAGUAUCUUCUCCACGAACACGCCCCACACGGGGGGCACAGGUUCAUCACCGAGAAGACAGUGUUUGCCAAGUGGGCUGAGAAGCACAGAAUAGUCUUUACACACCCAAACUGGACGGUGUCCUGAUGCCAUGUUUCCCGAUGCUGACACUGCAGCUGUGCAGAUGAAGGGCGGGCAAGGAUGACCGUGACCAUCACGGUCCUGAACAUCCUCUGAUGUGGAUGCUGACUCUGCUAGUCAUCUGAACUUGGCGUUCCGUGCGAGGGGGUCCUGUUCAUUCUGUUCUUUCUGGUGGUUCAGCCCUACAUAUUGCACUUUAUAACUCACCUAGAAUCGAAGGCCAGUUUCACGACAGCUGUGACUAAAGAAAACAGGAAGAUUGUCUUUCAAGAUAGCUGCUCAGAAUUCCUUAACGGAAGCUUCCGGAAGAGACCGAUUUGGCCUCGUCAGGCAAGGUUACUGAGUGCUUGGGCAGCUCUACCACCUUGGAAAAUGGUUGGCUACCAAACACUGUCCCAAGUCAUUCUACCAGGGUGUAGAUAUCUUGCCACGGUUACUAGUUAGCCUGAGAGAGGGUAGGCAUCUCUUUCUGAUGUACCAUCUUCCUUCCAGAUGUCUCGGAGCUAAAGCCUCAGGCCGUCUACCUAAUGUAGCAGUGAAGGCUUCACGUAAUUCCUGUGUGUCAGGGUUACUGGACUACGGCAGACACUUGACUCAAAAAGUUUCACGUAGCAAACACUGAGAAGUUUUCACUCCCUGCUCCAAACAACACAACUAAACACGUUAGUACAAUUCCCUACACUAGCGGUUAGUGAUUCUUGGUUGAGUAUUAAAUACUAACGUGUUAGAUAUACAACUUCAACACUGUAAUAACAUAUACUGUGAACAUAACCAAAGGGUUUCCUCACUCCGCUUCAACACCCAAUACCACAAAAUGAUACGCUUUGUAAAAUCAUGAAACAGGGAAAGCAAAACAUAUUUUUGCAUUAAUUUGUAUCCUACCAUAUUCAUAAUAUAUAUUUUUAAACUCAAAUUUCUAUUUUGUAAGCCCAAGGUGUGUCUAUCCAUAUACAUUAUCAAUGCCAGGUGCCAAACAUUAGACAUGAAAGAUUCUUCAUAUCAUUGAAUCCAACCUGAGUUUUUGCCUUCGUGCGGUGGCUUGUCCCUUAGCACGCCGAUGUUCUGCUCUAACAGUGAACUGGUGAUGGGACAGGGAAACAGAUCCCAAGGUGCUUCAUCAUCUGAGUCCCUUCACACAUGCUGUACCACGUGACACCCAUGACCACCUCGCUGGACAUUCCGCCAUCUCCAGCAGCUGAUCCGCACUCUGUUAGCUGUGCUCAUGUGUCCCAGGUUGCUCCACUUUAGACUGUCUACAUAGAAUAGCAUUUAUGUAAAUGAGUAAAUGAUUGCGUUCUGUGCCAAAUAUAGCAUAGCAUACCAAGAUUAUGAAAAGUGGCCACAAGGAUGGUUGUGUCGUAGAUCAGUAGCCCUAUAAGCUUAGAUUUUUUUUUUUUUUUUUUUUUUUGGUCAUUGGCUUCGAGGUCCAGGCGGUGGGAAGAUGAGGGAUUGGGAACAAUGGAAGCAGAGAAAUAUAGUUUCCCGUCCCAGGCCCGAGGCAGCUUCAUCUCUGUAGACUUGGUGAUCCUUAGGUAUUAGAGGUUGAUUUUCUGAGACAGUACUAAGCAUCCACAAAUGUCUUGGCACAAUGAUUCAAAAGCCAGGCUGAGCUUAGUGUUUCAGAAGCUGGGAAUAACAAUACACCUCACCUGCAGAACCGUGGCAAGUCUUUCCUAGGACUGAGGAUCCUGUCCUGCCCUCUUCUGCUCUUUUAAAACCCCACCUUCACCACUGGAGAGAGGUUGAUGAUUCUUUUGUCAUUUGCAUUGUGAAUUUCAGUUCUGUGAAUGUUAGUUUUUUUAGAGUGGAUAGUGGAUUAAAAUGCCCACUUAAAGAAAAAUAAAUAAUACCCAUGCUAAAAUUCUAAUGUGAAUUGUUGUUUUUCCUCUAUUGUGAUACAGAAGUUCUGCUUUUAUAUAAAAGAACCCCUCAGUUAAUCAGAAUGCGUCCGGGAAUGGCAUGGCUGAUUUACGCCAUUGUCUGGUUAGUGGAGGCCCGCUCUAUGCUUGGUGCUUACUGAUGAGAAACUCCAGGGCUUCCUCUCCUUCUUCCUAUAGCUUUUCCUCAUGGGGACUUUGGCAAGACCCCCUUCCCUCACACUGUGUGGCAAAGGCAGGCUUUGGUAGAAUGGGGUGGCUCUCCCCUCUCCUCCCCUCCCUUUCUCCACUCUCCUCCUCCCUUACUCUCUUCUCCUCUCCCACAUCCCCUCCUCCCUCCUCCCUCCUCCUUCCUUCUUGUUUUCUCUCUGUAGGAAACAAAAAGCAUUUUAUGGAGACCCCGUUGAAUUCCUUUGCAAUCAGGGCUUUGACAGACUCCGGAUUUGCUUUUCUCUGUAGUAAUAAUUUUCUCUGCUUCCAUUUCCUGUUCCUUUCUUCCAGCCUCAGUUCUGAUAGAAAUGCAAAGUCUAAUCUCUCCCAUGUGGAGAAGUUUUCUGUCUUGGACUUGCUGAGAGAGGCAAAGGGGUGAUUCAAGGAGAGCAUCUGUCAUGCACAGUUCCAGUCAGUUCCGCAGGUUCUAGUCCACUGAAAGGUUAUCCACAUCCAAACACUAGGAAAGUUAAAUGACCUCACUGAGCACUGGUACACAGCUAUCCUAUAUAUUAAUGUUUGUGAAGAUAUGUUUUGGUAUCAUCUAAGGCACCAGGCGAAUGGUCUAUGGAAAAUGAAUAUAGAUGUCUGCAAUCAGCAUACACGCUUGCAGUUCACAAUCACAGGCCAGGUCUGGAAGGGUUCCGCAGGCCAGAGCACUUGCUGCGCUUCAGGACACCCAGCUUUGGUUCCCAGUGAUUCCCAGCACCCAUAUUAGGGAGUCACAACUGCCUGUAACUCCAGUUCCAGCUGACCCAGUGACCUCUUCUGGCCUCUGUGGCCACCCACAUACUCAAGAUAUACACACACAUACACACAUAUGCAUAUACAUAAAUAAAAGUAAUAAAAAUAAAUCUUUAAACCAUAUCAAUAAAAUGACUCCUAAUGACAUAUUACCAUGUCCAUAGAUCAUUAGCUCCUGAAUCUUCCCCAGAGCUUUUCUUUCAGCUAAUGGGAAUUAACACAGAGACCCACAACUGGACAGUGUGCGGAGAGUGAGACUUUGGAGCACUCAGUCCUAAGACAUAUUUUUAAGUAAAGUCAUAGAAUAGUAUUUCUAAUUUUUUGGAAAUCUUGAAAAACCAAGGGAAAAGUUAGAGGAUUUUAAAAUCCUUUGAAGUUAGCCUAUCUAUAAGUCAUAUUGAUGUGCAGUUGUAUGAUGAAAAAUGAUUUUGUAUUGGUGACAAAACUAUCAAAGACAAAAUGAUAAGUAAUUUGAGGUUAUGUUUGUAUAUAGAACAUGGAGUCCAUUUGCGAAUGUGAUAUAUGAACAGGUAUAUGCAUACAUAUAUACUUAUAACUAUAUGUGAAAGCAUACAUAUGAUUCUGUAUUCUUUGGCUAUGUGUGACUCACAGAAAACUCUAUUUUUGACUUUAUCUGAAAUCUGUUGGGUUUCAUUUUGAAUCCUGAUAAGAAAAAAAAAAAAAACUAACAUCCAAGGUAAAUGGACUGAUUGCUAAACAUAUAUAAGCCAUUUUCAGAUGGCUGGCCAGAGGAGCAAACCCAGAGAAGAUUCUAGAACUGGUGAUACAGUCAGUGGACAGCUGUCACCAAGUAGACAUGUAAGUAGAGCAGUCUGUGUCAGCAGACUCUGCCAUCCGCAGCUCAGAGAAAGUCACACUGAGGAACGCUGCAGCCCCCUUCAUGCGGCCAACAUGAACACUGGUCCUCCUGAGGCCGCUCUUGGGUUUUCAUGACUUCUGGUGCACAGCCAUAGUGCUGUGGCUGCUGUGGGGGAGGGGUCACUGUGCAAGGAGGCUGCUCUCUGAAGUCUGGGUGUGGACUGGAGACCUGCUGACCUCCACAGGAGGAUACAGCCCUCAGAAAGACUCCCUCAUGGCCUUCUUGGAAAAAGAGACAACACUUUUACUUCACCUGGUAGGAUUAAUUGGAUGUUAACUGUGAGAUCAGUUUAAUUCUGAGAAGCAAGAAGAUGUAAACGUAUGGUUUACAUUUUUUGUCUCACACAAGCACUGAAUAUGCCCUGUCAAGUGAAAGGCUCAACUGCAUUGUCCGGGGGCAGUUGGCAUACUGUAGGACAUGUGAAUCGCAAUCCCAAGACAAGGAAAGGGACUGACUCAUCCUUAACUGCAUUUCUAACUGGUGAGAGUUGACCAUUUGAUUCUGUUUGUGAAGGGAUCCCAUGACUUCAGGAGCCAGUGGUCAGCUUUCUAAGCAGACUGGAAUACAGAGACGAAAGCACCUCAAAAAGCAGCCAACCUCGCCCUGUAGCCUGCAGUCCAGGAACCAGAUUGAUGGAAGUGACGGCAGCUCAACCUUGACUGUAAGGCAGUCUGAUAACAGUCCUGACACCCCAGAUCUUGUCUCCUGUCUCUCUAAUGCACUUCCCAUUGUGUGCUUAGAAACACUGAGUAAUUACUGGGGGAAAUGCAUAUGUGGCUCACUAAAAGAAUCUACCGCAGGAAACCAAGGCUCCACUGGAAUGGGGCCGCUCCCUGUUCUGAACGGUACAGUUGUCUUGUACACCUCGGGGCAGCCCUCCAGUGCUGGCCUGUCUGCUCCAGCCUCCACAUGUGUUGUUAACACCAGCAGUGUUCUAGUGUCCUGAGAUGUUGAGACUCAUAUGGAGAACACAAAGGUGCAUUUCUUACUUCCUGUUUGUCACUGAGGGUGAUCAGGCCUUGGUAUCUGAGGAGCUGCUUGGUGAUGGAGACUACUUGCUAACCUGGAAGGCCCUCCCUGCUCUUGACUUGGACUCAGAGCAGAACAGUCCUCAUCCUCAAACCAGUUCAGCUGCAUGGGUUAGUACAUGUUUGCGGCCACAUAUACCAAUGUAUAUAAACACCCGAUGUGCCACAAGAUCUGAUCAGUAUGCACAACUUGAAAGUCCACUUCUAUGGUACUGUUACAAGUGGAGAAUUUUGAAACUAUGUGCAUCAAGCACUAUUCAAAUGGUUCCCGUGGCUCAGAAGUAGUGUUCUGUUUUGCUGUUGCCUUUGCUGACCAUAGAGACACCACCAGAAUAAAACUGCAUGUAAAUUGCAAAGCCAUUGAAACAGAGCUGUCCUUGGGCAUUGUAACAGCACAGAAAACCUCAUUUCGUUGUUUCUAAGUCCUUUACUUUUUUUCCUUUUCUUUUCAGAAUAGGCACAAAAUUGUUUUUGAGGUAGGAAAGUGCCUCUUUCUCUACAAAUAGGUCUCUUCUUGUUCAUGCAUUACAGACUGCGGUAAAACAGGAGCUCGUCUCCAUGAAGGUGAAGAGCGUUCGAUGAAUAAAUAGCCAAGUGCCACAUCCCAUAUUUGCUGACAUAUUGAGCAGUUUCUUCUAAGAAACUUCAAAGGGAUCGAAACCUGGACAUUGAUAGACCCUUGUUUCCCAGCCUGCCUCAAAGUGCUCAUUUCCUUGUGUUUAACGUCACUGUCACUGGCAUUGAGUAAAUACCAGUUCUGUUA
Messenger RNA from Peromyscus maniculatus bairdii (prairie deer mouse), 6528 nucleotides. RefSeq names its product ST6 N-acetylgalactosaminide alpha-2,6-sialyltransferase 3 (gene St6galnac3). Lineage: Eukaryota; Metazoa; Chordata; Mammalia; Rodentia; Cricetidae. Gene Ontology annotation, biological process: ganglioside biosynthetic process; oligosaccharide metabolic process. Gene Ontology annotation, molecular function: alpha-N-acetylgalactosaminide alpha-2,6-sialyltransferase activity. The record is from RefSeq and is a predicted model, not a curated record.